Messenger RNA from Microthlaspi erraticum, 705 nucleotides. The record is from the annotation of a GenBank genome assembly. NCBI's taxonomy places the organism in Eukaryota, Viridiplantae, Streptophyta, Magnoliopsida, Brassicales, Brassicaceae.
AUGAGAGGAGGAUUGGGUUCUGUUAACCAGCUUUCUGUGACAAUUGGAAUAAUGUUGGCGUAUUUGCUUGGUCUCUUUGUUCCAUGGAGAAUUCUUGCAGUUUUAGGGGUAUUGCCAAUGACAAUACUGAUACCAGGUCUCUUUUUCAUUCCUGAAUCACCUCGCUGGCUGGCAAAAAUGGGUAUGACUGAUGAUUUUGAGACUUCAUUACAAGUUCUUAGAGGAUUUGAGACUGAUAUUACCGUUGAGGUUAAUGAAAUCAAGAGAUCUGUGGCAUCAUCUUCAAAGCGAUCAUCUACAGUUCGGUUUGUAGAUCUCAAGCGGAGGAGAUACUAUUUCCCACUCCUGGUACAACCACUGAAUAUCUUUCCCUUUGGUUGGUAUAGGGUUGCUUGUUCUUCAACAACUCAGGUGGAAUCAAUGGCGUCAUAUUCUACUCCAGUACAAUCUUUGAAUCUGCAGCGGCUUUUGGGGUCGGUAUAUGACAAAGAUGAGCUUGUUUUGUCCGGAACGCUUGAGAUGUCUAGUAGCAAUGGUUACACGUCCGGUGAAUCUAAGCAUAGCUUGAAGCGUUGGAACAUGAACUGUGAAGCUGAGAUCACUGCUGGUUCUGGUUUCUUGAAGUCUAUGUCACUGGUUGCUUCUCAGGAACACCUAUCAUCUUCACCAAGACACUACAGCUUGGUUUUAGAGGGAAUGCGUUAG